AUGCCUCAGGAUAUGCCCCCCGUCGGCGGGUACCAGGCCGUGCAGUACAAGCGCAACCUGCCCGCCCGCGGCUUCCGUCCCGGCACGAUGCUGCUCGGUAUGGGACUCGUGAUGGGAUACGGAUGGUACCACCUGAUCAAGGGUAUCCGCGAAGCCAACGAGUGCGCGAGGGAAAAGAUGUGGGCGCGCAUCCACCUCAUCCCCCUCCUCCAGGCCGAGGAGGACCGCGACCAGGUCCGCAGGUAUUACGCCGACCAGGCGCGGGAGAAGGAGUUGCUUGGGCAGAACACCAAGGUGUACCACUCUGACAGAUUUGUGCGUCCUACUUUUGCUAUUGCGCCGGCGAACAAGUCUUAG
Molecule: messenger RNA, 357 nt
Organism: Colletotrichum karsti
Lineage: Eukaryota; Fungi; Ascomycota; Sordariomycetes; Glomerellales; Glomerellaceae
Product: nadh-ubiquinone oxidoreductase subunit grim-19
Exons: 4
Coding region: 1-357 (118 amino acids)
Source: RefSeq, a predicted model, not a curated record